Hypoxylon fragiforme is the source of this 788-nucleotide messenger RNA. RefSeq lists its product as uncharacterized. The record is from RefSeq and is a predicted model, not a curated record. The transcript has a single exon. The coding region runs from base 191 to 691 and encodes 166 amino acids. NCBI's taxonomy places the organism in Eukaryota, Fungi, Ascomycota, Sordariomycetes, Xylariales, Hypoxylaceae.
AUGAAUAUUGACAUCGAAAAGCAUCGCGAGGAAGCUAUGAAGCUGAUGGACGCUGCGAUUAUAAGAAAUGCCUACUACUACAAUGGGUUGGACCAAGCUACUAUAUUUAGGGUGUGGGAGAAGUUCAACGACCGAAGGAAGUUGAAGCAGCUAUACCUAGGCUUUGCUGCGGCCGACGCCAAGGCCAGGCAUGACACCAAACACUGGCGCGUUGAUUUCAACAUCGGCGACGCCGUAUAUCUUCGACUGCGUAAAGGAUGUACAUUUCCAGGCAAAGACCUGUACAACCGGCGUCGGCCACAAACCGGUCGGAUACUCGUCCACGGCGAUGAUGACGAGAGGAAUUCAUUUGAGAUCAGCCAGCUCAUCAAGAGAAGAGUCAACAAGGCCGGGGAGCGACCGACAUUGGAAUACCACGAGUCACCUGGUCGCUUGUAGGGGGGGGGAGUGGUGGGCGACGCUGAUGCUAUUGUUGUGGCCAACACGCGCCUACUAUAUAAAUAUAUCAUGUUUUUAUGUAUUUUUACUUUUGAUGCUAUCUUCUGCCUUGGUGCCAUUGUCUGUAGAAGCUGACUGGGGAGGGAAUAUCAGAGAAGGAAUCGAGGUAUUUCUCAAUUUACCGUACCCAAUAGACAGAUGCUGUUCGCUAUGUAGAGAAAUCAUAUCAAUCGUCCCACUGGCACAGCCGUGAUUCAUUCCGCACUGAGUAAGAAACGACAAGAAAACCCCUAGCUCCACACAAUAUACCGAGGAAAUGCCCAAUCAGUAUGGAGAUGCGACCAUUCUCA